Messenger RNA from Orussus abietinus, 2942 nucleotides. RefSeq lists its product as uncharacterized. The record is from RefSeq and is a predicted model, not a curated record. Bases 29 to 2926 code for a protein of 965 amino acids. The transcript has 7 exons. Lineage: Eukaryota; Metazoa; Arthropoda; Insecta; Hymenoptera; Orussidae.
GAGAGCGAAACACCUCGGUGAUUUCAGGAUGCCAACUUUGGUCGAACGACGCAAGCUGAAGAGACAGAUGAUGGCCUGUCAAACUCCGGUUUAUAACAUUUAUUAUACAGAGUCGGUACCCAUUCCUCAGCUUCCAGAGCUGACGAACAAUAUUGCCAGAUCGUUGCCUCAGCUGAGUUUGCCUAAUCCAUUAGCUCCGAGAAUGAGGAGAUCUCCUCGAGGGAAUGGUUUCUUCAGAAGAACCCGCAACCCCCUCAGAGAUAAGAAACCAUUCUUUCCCGAAGAGGAGAAUCGACGUCGCCUUCAGAGAUACACUUUGUCACAAAUUGACGAUUUUCCAAAAUUGAGAGUGAACGACCAGCAGGGAUUUCCACCUGGCUGUCAAUCGAGCAAUGUCGUCUAUCAAAACCCUUUUGACUAUCAGAUCAUGAAUUAUCCGUCGACCUAUAUUACCCAAAAUCAAGGAACGGUCCCUGAUGCUGAUGGAGAGUCUCAGAAAAAUUAUUCUCUGCUCCCGAAUGCAACUCAAGGAUCUGUCAGAGCAUCGAACCAAUUAAUUACAUUGCCUACGCAGCCAAUGAGCUCAAGUCAAGGCUACAGCAUGAAAAUCCAGGUUUUAGCACAGCCUUUGAAAACCGAGGAAGUCGAAAAGAGUACAAAUGUAAAACCUGAAGAGUAUCAGAAUUUUUCCAACGGCACAAUAGUUGAUUUUCUGAAAGAAGGAUCUGCGACAGUUCGGUCAACCCCUAGAGUAGAAAAUGGAUCUUCAUUGAACGCUGUCAUAGCUGAAGAAAUUUCGACUCCUGUCCAGACACCUUUGAAGAAGAAGCGCACCUCUCUUCUGAGUAAAAUUACCAAAAAAAUAAUGAAGAAGAGAGCUCAGCCAGUUGUGAGCAUUACGAGAUCAGACCAGGUGGUGUCCAAUCUGCAGACUCCGAUUUCAAAGCCGUUGGAAUUUGCAAUCGCGAACGAUCAGUCAUCUGGUGCUUCCUCGAGGAUUGGGCAGAGAUUUUCGGGGUCUAUUAUUUCUUCCGAGAAAGCAGUUCCAUUGGGAACUAUCAGAGAAGGAAAUGCAACCCCAUCGUCGAGCAGAACCGACGAGGACAAAGGAAGCAGCGCGUACAGUGCCCAGGAAAUCCUGAGCCCCAGGAAAUUAAUUUCUUCCGUCACUAACGUUUGUUCCCUGAAGAAAGAGUUAGGAAACGAAGCGUCAAAAUUUUGCGAAAACCUAGAAAGCCCGAAGAGAGAUAUUCCGAACGAUAGAGAGUCGCGCUCGAUCUCUACUCGACCACAGAUCCCGAUUAGCUUUCAGGAUGCGGUCAGAAAAUUGGAAGAUACUCUUCUAAGGUGCAAAGUGGAUUCUGCGGCGGAAAGAGAGCUGCUAGGAAGCAUGCUGCUAAGUCGACUGAAUAACUGCUCUUCGAAAGCACUCUGCAAGCGGCAUGCCAAGCAAUUGCUAUCGAAAGAGUGUGUCAAGCCAGCUCGAGGUGAGUCUCCCGAGCAGUGUCCCCAUUCUGCGGAAAAUCCCGAAAAAAUCAUACGACACAGAUCGAGUCAUAAGAAACAUGCAGACCGGCUCCUCUCCUCGGGAACUCCAAGAACAUCUAACUCAUCGAGCCAGAAGGGAAUUCCCGAAAUCAGGGAUUUCAAUUUCCCCUCUCAAAGCUCUACCUCCUCUUUCGCUUGCGAGACAUGCAAGCAGAAAAAUCCCACAUACCCCGACGAGGAAUUCCUGGCUUCGCAAACGCGAAUUUCCGAAUAUUUUAGGAAAAUCCACGAGAAUCCUCGCGAUGCGCUAUCGUCCCAGGAUAGGAAACCUAACAGACGGAAUUAUUUGCUGGCCGACCUGCGAGAUAACGACACAGCAAUGUUUCAUAUCGACGGACGAAGAGAUCAAGCCGAAGAACUGGAGCGUCGUCGACAAUGGCACCAAAAAAGACAUCUUUCAAGGAUGAAUUAUCCGAAAUGGACGACUCGCGAUAGGAUUGAAUGCGAAAACGAUGCUGAAUGUGAAACUCGGUACGAUUCUUCAGCAAAUAGGGACCCUAGUUUCUGUCGAAGUACUUCAGCGUCGUUGAGAAGAUGCGGUGACCGAUACGGGAACUCAAAUUCUAUGGGGAAAGAACAUCACUUCAGGGCUCGAGAUCAUUCCCCACCUGAAAGGGAUUCUUCUAGUAGGUCUUUGUGCCCAGAUAGGGGGAAUUAUUGUCUCCAAAAGAGCCCAACGUCUCCGACUUUUCGUCGAGUUUGCGUAGAUCCCGAAAUCCAGACCUCUAGGGGAUUUUUCCCACCGCAAAACGAAAACGUCGCGUGUUGUGGACUCGUCAUGUAUGGACAACGAAGCUGCGUUUCGAACUCAGUGCGAGACUGUUGUGGUAGGAAAAUUCCGAUUUGCGGGACCGUCAGUCAAGGGAUCUCUGUAAGGUACGAGCCGAAUUUCAUGAAACCGCAGCUUGAUGAGACGGACUCUGGCUUUCUUCGAGAAGUCAGGUAUAGAAGUAGAAGAGUAGAGCCGCUUUCUCGAGAAGGAAGCUUACCUCAUCAGAAACAUCGAAGGUCUCAUCGUCGGGAUGAGACGGAUCGACGCCCCUCUGGAGUGGAAAGCGAGAAGAAGACUAGAACUCAAUUUGCGGGUGAAAACGAAAGAGCUGAAGAAAGAAAUAAAAGAGGCAACCUCGGCACUUGUGAGACCAUUAAAAGCACUCCCGAAUUUUCCCCACCUCCGGUGAUAAAAAAUUUGGCUAAGGCUGCGAAUAUCGUGUUUUCUUCGAUCUUCGGAAGAGGAACAGGAAAGCUUCCAACGCAGAGUGUGGCGAUGCAACAAACGCCUCAAAAAUUGGGACGUAGAAGCCAAAGCUCCGUGGUUAAGUCCAAAGAAAGAAGACACGUCGAUGAAGCAACUCGUCAUGUCAAAGAAACACGAUAAACUUGAUUUUCCAUCU